Mus pahari (shrew mouse) is the source of this 1469-nucleotide messenger RNA. RefSeq names its product actin related protein 2/3 complex subunit 1A (gene Arpc1a). NCBI's taxonomy places the organism in Eukaryota, Metazoa, Chordata, Mammalia, Rodentia, Muridae. The transcript has 10 exons. The record is from RefSeq and is a predicted model, not a curated record. Gene Ontology annotation, molecular function: actin filament binding. Gene Ontology annotation, cellular component: Arp2/3 protein complex; actin cytoskeleton. Bases 119 to 1135 code for a protein of 338 amino acids. Gene Ontology annotation, biological process: Arp2/3 complex-mediated actin nucleation.
GCCCGCCGGAGCCUGUUCGCAUCCACUGACCAGAGGCCGCGAAUCGUCCGCUCCGGACCUCCGGACCUCCAGACCUCCCCAACCCCAGCUUUCUGGCCAGUGAAAACACUUCAGAAGCAUGUCUCUGCAUCAGUUUCUGCUAGAGCCAAUCACCUGCCAUGCCUGGAACAGGGAUCGCACCCAGAUCGCCCUGAGCCCCAAUAAUCAUGAAGUGCACAUCUACAAGAAGAAUGGGAGUCAGUGGACGAAAGCUCACGAGCUGAAGGAACAUAACGGACAUAUCACAGGUAUUGACUGGGCUCCCAAGAGCGACCGUAUUGUCACUUGUGGGGCAGACCGCAACGCCUAUGUCUGGAGUCAGAAAGAUGGCAUCUGGAAGCCNACCCUGGUGAUCCUGAGGAUUAACCGUGCAGCCACUUUUGUGAAGUGGUCCCCACUUGAGAACAAGUUUGCUGUGGGGAGCGGAGCCCGGCUCAUCUCUGUUUGUUACUUUGAGUCUGAGAAUGACUGGUGCCUUUUUCUAGUGUUUUCUGCCUAUAUCAAAGAGGUGGAUGAGAAGCCAGCCAGCACGCCCUGGGGCAGCAAGAUGCCUUUUGGUCAGCUGAUGUCUGAGUUUGGUGGCAGUGGCACCGGCGGCUGGGUGCAUGGGGUCAGCUUCUCUGCCAGUGGGAGCCGCCUGGCCUGGGUCAGCCACGACAGCACAGUGUCUGUUGCUGAUGCCUCAAAAAGCGUGCAGGUUUCGACUCUGAGAACGGAGUUCCUGCCGCUGCUCAGUGUGUCAUUUGUCUCAGAGAACAGCAUGGUGGCUGCCGGCCAUGACUGCUGCCCGAUGCUCUUUAACUACGAUGACCGUGGCUGUUUGACCUUCGUGUCCAAACUGGAUGUCCCAAAACAGAGCAUCCAGCGCAACAUGUCUGCUAUGGAACGCUUCCGUAACAUGGACAAGAGGGCCACUGCUGAGGACCGCAACCCAGCCUUGGAAACACUGCACCAGAACAGCAUCACUCAAGUGUCUAUUUAUGAAGUGGACAAGCAAGAUUGUCGCAAAUUUUGCACUACUGGCAUUGAUGGAGCCAUGACAAUUUGGGAUUUCAAGACCCUAGAGUCUUCCAUCCAGGGUCUCCGGAUAAUGUGAAGCCGAGCGAGCCUCUGCCAUCCAGCAUGAGGAACGGGACUGAGUCUGCUGCUCAUGUGCUGGUGAGGAUCGCUGGCCCAGGGAAACACUGUCACACUGAAGCAACUAGCGUGUGUUCCUAUGGAUGUCGUGGGUGACGUGUGGCAUUUAGAGACAGCAGUGGUUUGUUUUCUUUCAUUUUGUUUUGUUUUGAUUUUGCUAUCUCAUUCCAUUUUUGACCAAAGUUUGUCUUUAAGUAGUUUAUUAUGGAAGAUUGUCACACUAACUUAAAGGGGAAGGGAAGUAUGUACAUUGUGUGCUGAAAAAAAAAAAUUAAAGAAAAAUCCCAAGUGUG